Molecule: messenger RNA, 1858 nt
Organism: Ipomoea triloba (trilobed morning glory)
Lineage: Eukaryota; Viridiplantae; Streptophyta; Magnoliopsida; Solanales; Convolvulaceae
Product: phospholipase A1-Igamma3, chloroplastic-like
Exons: 1
Coding region: 96-1694 (532 amino acids)
Biological process (GO): lipid metabolic process
Molecular function (GO): glycerophospholipase activity
Source: RefSeq, a predicted model, not a curated record
CUUUAACCAAUGCAAGUUAGAGAUGAGAUUAUGUGUGUCUACAAAAAGGAGAAGAAGACUACACUUAAUUACUUACCUCUGAUCGAUCAGCUCCCAUGGCCAUGGGGUCUCUCCAACUCUCUCUCAACCACAACUACUACACCAUCUUGCCGCCGCCAUUUAUGAGCACAACCAAAAUUACUACUGCAAAACCUUCCAAUUCCUUCUUUCCCCAAAAGCCAUAUUCAUCAUCCCUGAAAUGCAGAGUUUCUUUCUCUGCUCUACCACAGCAUGAAACUGGCCAAUCAUCCAAUAAGCAUGACAAAGAAGAAGAGGAAAUGUAUGUGGAAGAAGAUGGAAGAAAUUUGCAUGAAAUAUGGGCGGAGAUUCAAGGAUCCAAUGAUUGGGAAGGGCUACUGGAGCCCAUGAACUCCCAUCUUCGCCGCGAAAUCAUUCGGUACGGCGAGUUCGCCCAGGCCUGCUACGACUCCUUCGACUUCGACCCGCACUCCAAGUACUGCGGCACCUGCAAGUACGACGGCGCCCAGUUCUGCGAGAAGCUGGGCAUGGCGGACCGCGGCUACCGCAUCAGCCGCUACCUCUACGCCACCUCCAACAUUAACCUCCCCAACUUCUUCCAGAACUCCAGCGUGAACAGAAUCUGGAGCCAACACGCCAACUGGAUGGGCUACGUCGCUGUCGCCACGGACGAGGCGGAGAUCCGACGGCUAGGCCGCCGCGACAUCAUCAUCGCGUGGCGCGGCACCGUCACCUACCUGGAGUGGAUCCACGACCUCAAGAACAUCCUCCACCCCACCCAUUUCUGCGACGAUCCCGACAUCAAAAUCGAGUCCGGUUUCUUCGACCUCUACACCAAUUCCAAGAAAGACGAUUCCUGCAACUUCUGCUCAUAUUCCGCCCGGGAACAGCUCUUGGCCGAGGUCAACCGUUUAAUCGAGAGAUACAAAGGGGAGAAUCUAAGCAUCACUGUUACAGGGCACAGCCUCGGAGCGGCCUUAGCUCUGUUGAGCGCAUAUGACAUUGCAGAAAUGAAAGUUAACGUUGUACACCAAGGCCAAGGCCAAGGCGAGACUUCCGCAUCAGCAAUUAAGAUUCCGGUUUCUGUUUUCUCCUUCGCGGGUCCCAGAGUGGGCAACCUUAGAUUUAAAGAAAGGUGUGACGAGCUAGGGAUCAAGGUUCUGAGAAUAGUUAAUGUUCGCGACAAGGUUCCGACCGUGCCCGGGAUUAUCGCCAACGAGAAAUUCCAAUACCAAAAGCAACUGGAAGCCACCCUCAAGAAUUUCCCAUGGAGCUAUGCGCAUGUGGGAGUGGAAUUAGCGCUUGACCACUCACAUUCUCCGUUUCUAAAGACCGGCACCGAUCUCGGCUGCGCCCAUAAUCUGGAAGGACACCUGCACCUCGUCGACGGAUACCACGGCCACGGCCGCCGGUUCCAGUCGGCGACGGGACGGGAUAUUGCGCUGGUGAACAAAGACUCCAACUUCUUGAAGCGGGAGCAAGGCGUGCCGCCGCGGUGGAGGCAGGACGAGAAUAAAGGGAUGGUGAGGACCGGCGACGGCCGCUGGGUGGUGCCGGAGCGCUCCAGAAUCGAGGCGCAUCCUGCGGACACCGGCCAUCACUUCCGCAAGGUUCUCCGCCUUGCUCGGGCUAGAUUAGAGUUAUUCGAGAAGAGAGUGCAAGUAGCUAAGCAGUAAUAUAAUUAUUGUUAGUAGGAACAAAAUAUGUAUAUAUUCGUUCAUCACAUAUUUUAUUACAAUUCGCAUAUAUUGGUUCAUAAAAUAAAUUAGGUCUUUGUAUUUAAUUAAGUUGAGAUAAUUAAUUUGUAAAAGUAAUGAAGUUAUUUUUGAGUGGAGAAGAA